CAACUGUACUUUGGAUUUGACGACGUAGAGCGUUAAUCACAUACUUUGCUACAAGUAACCUCUGUGUCGCUAACCGGAACGUCAACUCCACUAUACCAGUUCAUCUCAAUACUAUUUAGAAGUUCGGUGGCAAAGUGUAUUGGUGACGUCCGGAAAUUUCAGCGCGAGGACCAAGUCAGGAUGAUUUCUAUCAAAGCACUGGCAUUCAUGCCUCAAACCAUGCCACAGGAGAGGAAAGUCAACCUAAAGAUAUUUCUUGAUGAUAAUGCCAGGCCAACGGAAAGAGAGGAGGAUUUGAUUUUGAAAAUGCGGAGAAGAGGACUGAAAAUCGUUGGAAGAAAAGAUUACAUCUCGGUUCAAAGUGGCUCAAGAAUAGCCAUGCAAUACAACUUGAUUGGUCCAAAGGAAUUUACAAAGGUGAAGCAAAAUAUAUCCAUUAAGGAAUUUCCUAAAUGGACGAAAAACUCCCUAUAUUACGUAAAGCAAGACGAAGAUUACCACAUGGAAGGGGAGAUUGAAGUACUCCAGGCUGGCAAGUUUGUUACAUCGUUUGAAGUCAAGGCAAUUUUAACACAUGACGCAUUCGAUUACUCCGGGCAUGAUGAGUUUGAUGCUGUAGAAGUUGUAACCUCCAGUGAAUCGGAAUAUGAUUCAGAAGUAUAUGAUUAUGAGGAGGACACGCCUGAAGAAGUAGAACCAGACAUUGACGAGGAGCCCGUCGUAGACGCAAAGGAGGAAGAGGCGGGGGUAGAACCAACCAUUCGAAUAUCUAAACCCUAUGCAGAAUCCAAUGGCGUUAUUGGAAAGGCAGGAGGAGUUCUUGAGCUCAAAGGAUGCUCUGCUACUAUAACAAUCCCUAGGGACGCACUGGAGAAAGACGUUCAUAUUAAGAUUGAGCUGAUUCCAAACCUGAUCAAGAAUGAUGUUCACCGAGACAAAGAAGCUACUCUGUGCCACGCCUUCCGAUGCUCCCCGCCUGGAUACAAACUGAAGAAGCCAAUGACAAUAUCAUGUGAGCACUGUGCCAGAAUUGCCCCAUCAGUGAAAUCGGGGGACACCCCCAUCAUACUUUACUCUUCCAAAGAAAAUACAGAUAUCGACGACGAGAUCAUGAGAGAACUGGCUGGAUCGAUCGAGACUGAUCAGCAAAUCGAGUCCUUGGGUCGAGCACUUGGGUUUUCCGCUGCGGAUAUCAACAGGUUUCUGGACUCAAACAGGGUGGGAUCCCGGACAACUUUCAAGGGCACGAGCGAUAUGCUGUUUGAUUGUAAGCAGAAGGUUGGUGCAGGUCAGCAGCGUCCGAGGCUGAGGGAAGCAAUGAAAAAGGCUGGCCUCGUCAUGCUGGCAGAAACGCACUUAGGAAUGGCCAAACCAAACGAAGCUCUAUCGCACAGCCUGCUUGCAGACCUUGCAGGGUCUCUGUGGUCUGAUGAAGUCGUGGAAGACUUGGGUCGGGCUCUCGGGUGCUCAGUUGCAGAGUUGAACCGAUACACUGCCACGAAUAACAGAGGGGAACAGGUUACGUUCAGAGGCACCCAGGAUAUGCUACUGGACUGGAGACAGAAGGUGCCCCCAGGAGAUCAGAUUCGAAAGCUGAAGGAAGCGCUCGACGAAGCAAACCUUGCAGAACUUGGCGAAACCUAUCUGACCGGAAACGUAGAGGUUGAACAACAAGAGCUCAGGGCGCCAGAAUGCAGAAUUGACGACAAGACCAUAGAGUUUGAUGUUGACGAGUUAAGUACGUAUGAAGUCCGAGUUCCAACUGAGAGUCUGAACGGAAAGGUGGUUGGCUACCUUGCCUUUCACCCAAUCACCAUGCCUAAGAAACGAAAGCCAGUUCUAAUUUCAUAAUCUACGACAACGUACAAGGACGCAAAAAGGGAUUGUGCGAUGAAAUGGAGAUGAUGGGUCGAGUCACCAGAGACGUUGAGCGGUUGUUUGUAAUUGAUUCUGCUAUUCAGAAUGGUCUCGACGUUUCGUGCUCAUUGGAUGAAACAGAAGAGAUCGUGACAGAGACCCUCGACUUGCUGGAUCUGAAUCUCGGCCAAAACAUCCUGGACUUUGACUUGGAUUUUACAGACCUCUCAAUAAAUGAAGGAAAUGUGAAAAUAACGAUUUCACAUGGGAAAAGACGCCGGAAUAGCAUAUUUGUCGUCGACAUGAAAGGCUAGGCAGAAAAAUCAAGAUCAACAGCAGGGGAGAACGAAUGAUAUCGGUCCCAUCCUCAUCAUGACGUCACAAUUUUAACCACCUUAUUGUCAUCCAUCAGCUUGAUCAGAGGGCACACAGGAUAAUUCCGCGGACACACCAUAAUACCCCUUUCACGCUGCCCUCUUCAUUUUUCACCGGCGAACUUCUCCGCCUCGCAUUCCUCACUUCACCGGC
Messenger RNA from Lytechinus variegatus (green sea urchin), 2385 nucleotides. RefSeq lists its product as uncharacterized. The transcript is spliced from 13 exons. The record is from RefSeq and is a predicted model, not a curated record. Gene Ontology annotation, cellular component: membrane. Gene Ontology annotation, biological process: netrin-activated signaling pathway. NCBI's taxonomy places the organism in Eukaryota, Metazoa, Echinodermata, Echinoidea, Temnopleuroida, Toxopneustidae. Gene Ontology annotation, molecular function: netrin receptor activity. The coding region runs from base 181 to 1851 and encodes 556 amino acids.